AUGACCUACGCACGCAUGGUGCUAAGGUGGCAGUGCAUGAUCCAGGCUGCGGUCGUCCUGAUCAUGCACCUGAUGCUGACUAGCUUGAGCAUUGCACAUUUUGUGCACGCUUCUGGGGCUGUGGGAGCCUCGAGGCAAAAAAUUCGUCUUAGCAAAUGGCUGGCUCGUUCUUCUGCGGUGCCGGCUGUGGUUGCAUGGAUAGGCGGGCGGAGGUGGACCCGGCGGAGAUACUGCCGGUGGCGCCGUCGCCGCAUAGCUUGGUUUGCUUGGUGUUUGUCAUGUGGGAUGACGGCACGACGAGCUCAUGAUGAUGAUGUCCCUGGCGGUGGCCCUCGGGAUCCUCUACGAGGUGGGGCUGCUGGCUGGGAAGCGCAGGAGCAGGCGCAUGAUUAUUGGAGAGGUGGUGGUGGUGGACUUGGAGCCAAGGUCACCAGCCGGCGCCGAGGAGAGCGGUUCAUGGAGGCUUUGUCACAGCUGUGGACCCAGUUUGGCGGCGACUUUGAGGAUGAAGAGUACGAUGCCGAGCCCGACCCCUGGGCUGGUUUCUACAAGGACUUGGAGAACUUGGUGAGGCAGCGGCCCAAGGAUCCGUUGAAGGCUUUUGGCAAGCUCCUCCGGCGGCAUGCUGCUGCGGGCGAUGGUGGCAAUGCUGGCUGGGAAAGGCAGACUGACCCUGCUCAGUGGGCCCAGCACGGCUGGGUCGAUUGGUCCGAUGCACAGGAUUACGGCUAUGGUGCGGAAGGCUCGUCCUGGGAGGCUUGGCCUUCGCAAGGCCAGGACUGGGCGGCUACGCAAGAUCACUUUGAGGUGGAGGGUGAUGCUGGCGAUCAUGGCGAUGGCUGGCAGCAGGUCUCUAGAAAGAAGGGGGCCCCGAAGCAGGCAAAGCCUUCUACGGCUCCUGCCCGGCAGGUCUUGGCUGAGGAGCCCAAACGGCGCCACCGUCGUGGCCGCGCUGCUGGGCGAGAGGCUCCAAUUUCGGGUGGGCAGCUUGCGCCUGCAGACUGGCAGCCCCGACCGGAGGAUUGGGGAGCAUCUACUCGGAUGGUGAAGCGCUGCCGCGAGGCUAUCGAGGCCCUCGAGGCUGAUGAGGACGCCUCGCUCAUUGCCUACCCGCAGUCCGAGGACGAGCUUGAGCUUUUUCGAACCUUUGUUCAGGGAGCUGCGGUCGACACCGCCUUUGCCGUUGUCAUUCUUAAGGGCCACUUCGAGGACACCCGUACAGCCUGCACGGAAUUGGAGUGGGAGGAAAAGCGGAUCCCGGGCAUUUGGCGCAACCAGCUCCGAGUCGUCAAUGCGUGGGUCGGAUCCCAUGGUGCUUCAGCUCCCAAGCUGACUUCGCAAGCUGUGCCGGUGACCGCACCGACCGGCCGUGGUGAGACGUGUGUCUUGCGUGUGCAUGCUGAUGCGUGUUUCUUUGGGCAGGGGCAUUGGGGCCCUGCAAAGGCUCAGCCUGGCUCGGCCUUUCGACGCUGGGCACAAGGUGCUUGUGGACGUGUCCAUGAUACCUGGGCCUGGGAAUUGGUGGACGGGCCUGCUGGGCGACUUCUUGGCAUCCAAGGCCUGGUCAGGGUUCCUUCUUCGCAAGUUUCGGCAGUGCUCCAGGCGAGUGGCACGGCAGUUGGAGGCGAUCGCUGGUUUGUGCAACCACUGACAAAGAACCACUCGCUCCCCGACAUCCCUGUCAUGAUCACUGAUUGGGUUGCAUGGCUUCCUGAUGAAACGUGGGAAGCCUAUGCUUUGCGCUGCAGCAAGCAGGCUCAUGGUGCGCCGUUCGGCAUUGCAAGGGGCACGAGAAACCUUGGCAUCAGGCGUCCUGUUUCUCCUGAGGAUGCGCCUGGCACCCGCCUGGUCAAGCGCCGAUGGCGCCUCUCAGCUGUCCCGCGGGAGUGGGGAUAUGAGCAGGUCGAGGCCUUGCUCAUCCAAGCCGGCUUUGGGCAGGCUGAACUUCGUGAGAAAGUGCCGGGCCGUGGCGGCACCACGUGGAUCUUUGCUGCCGAGAUGGACGUCUCCUCCGAUUUCCGGGUCCUAUCUGAUGGCACUAACAACUUUGAGGCUACGCGGCUGGGGCGCAAUCACAAGGCUUCUGAGACCCGUGCCUUGCCGAGCGAGUGGAGGCAGCACUUCGGGCCAAAGCUUUCCCAGAAGGACCGCAAGGAAGGCCGCCGUGCGGGCCCUGCUCCGGCGCCUCCUGCGGGCCCUGCGGCCCAAGCACCUGUGACUGCUGAGCAAGCUUCGUCGGCUGCCGAUGACUCUAUGGGUACGCUGGCCACUGCUGAUGCUGGGCGCACGGACGAUGGAAAGUCCGCUGGCCUCGCUGGGAGCGAGGCUCCUGCUAAGAAAUCUCGUGCCGGUGCUGACGCGGCAAGAGGAGUGCCUUUAGGCAUGCGUUUGCAAGACAACGCAUCGGACGGCAAUUGCCUAUUUCAGGCUGUAGCAGACGUGCUGCAGGAUCAGGGCAGAACGAAACGGACGGCUUCGGAGAUGAGGACCUUGGCUGUGACCCAUCUUAGGCGGCAUCAACGGAGUUUCCAAGGAUUUUGGCGUGGAGACGCCCCCGACGCCAAUGGCUCGUGUAUCGCCUCCCAAGGCUUCGGAGAAUAUCUCACUAGGCUUGCCCAACCGGGCGCUUGGGGGGGCAGCCUCGAGCUGUCUGCCCUGGCCAACACCCUCGACCAGCCGAUUUUCAUUUGCCGUCCAGAUGAUGAUGGGCUGAGGGUUUUCAAUCCAGCGGGCAAGGGCAGAGCGAUUUGCCUUUGGUUUGAGAAGAGGCACUACCAGGCUGUUGUUGGAGGUCCGGUGCCCAAGCAGGACAUCGCCGAUGCGAAGCCUGCUGUGAUUGGCUUGGCUGCGGACCGCGGAGGUGGACCGUCUUCGUGUGCUGCGAGCUCUCUUGGUGGCCGAACUGGUGGUGGUGCGGCUAGCAAGCUGGGUGGCAUGACUCCGGGCUCCUGUGCGGGCCUGAGCAAGCUUGGAGGGCAGACUGCUAGCAAGGCCCCGAGCACUCUGGGGGGACGGUCUGCUGCUGGUCCUUCUGUGGGCGACGGCCGCGGCCCUGACUUCGGCGACUUCGCAGGCGAGACGGUUGAGGCUGUGGAACCGCCCCCUGUUCCUGCAUGGCAACGGCCGGCGAGAGCCUCUUCUGUGAAGUGGCGCAAGCAGUCUCCGUUUGUCUUCGGCGACAAGGUCUUCUUUAAGUGUGAGUUCUGCCCCUUCCAGAUCGAAUGCAGUACGAGGAGCAUUGCCUCAGGUGUGCGAAAUCGGCAUUGCACCAACCAUCAUGGCGGGCGAGGUCUCCCUGGCGCCCUUCGCGUCGACACCUCAUCCUUUUGCAAGAUCAAGGCAGGGACGGCCACAGACUGGAUGUGCCCGUGCUGCAGGUACGGCCUCCCUGAAGGUGCUAAAGCUGCGCUCUCCAAGAGCGCUUUCCAGGCUGGAGUCAAGCGACACCGGCAAGCUGCUCACCCUGGGGUCCCCAUCAAGGAAUGGAAGUCCCGCAACAUUGCCGUGAAUGUGGGCAAGCCAGCGAAGAGGAGGCUUGCCAACCAGCGACUUCGAGUCACGAUCCUCUCCAAGGGCCCCCCGAAGGUCCCCGUGGGUGCCUUUGAUGUCUUUCGGUGGCCUCAGAUCCACCCUCGGCGCUGGCAGCUCCAAGGCCGGAAGUGCAAGCGUUUAGUGCUGCGACUCACACAUGCUUUCCGAUGCAAGGGUUGCCUGUGCUCAUUUGGGACGGCUCUGUCUGCAAAUCGACACAACUGUCGGGGCGCCGAUGAGAGGGUGAGAGUGACCACCAAGCGCCACCUGCGGCGCCUCAAGAUUGAGGAGCGCCGCUCUGCCAAGCUUUCGCAUGGGUUCACCUCUGCCGAGCAUGCCAAGCUCUUCUCCAUCGCGCGGGAGUUCAUUUCGGGGGCUGCGGGUUCUUCGUCAUGA
Symbiodinium necroappetens is the source of this 3927-nucleotide messenger RNA. The record is from the annotation of a GenBank genome assembly. NCBI's taxonomy places the organism in Eukaryota, Dinophyceae, Suessiales, Symbiodiniaceae.